AUGGCCCGUCCUUCCCCAACAGACGCAGUCACUCAUCGCCACCCACCUGCCUGCACAGUUUCGACUUCUUCCGACAUAGGUCCACGUUCCAUGAGCUUCAAUUCCCUCCCUUGGCAUACACCGUCAACAUGUCAAACUACCACACAAGCGAUGACUUCCACCGUCCCAGCCAAGCGUCAGUUCAAAAUCAUGCGCCAUCUCAGGUACACCUGCUUCACGGUAUACCGACGUCUGUUCUCGAUUGUAUUCCUCGCGAACGUCAUUGCCACCGUGCUCGUUUUCAUAAAGUAUGGAUACCGCAAUGUGCCAUCCUCAAUCGUCACCACGGCCGCAUCCGGAAACUUCUUCGUAGCAGUUCUUGUACGCCAAGAUUUCUUCGUCAAUAUGCUUUACAGCACCUCUUGGCUGGUUCCCAGGACUGCUCCACUACGACUCAGGCGCCUGGUUGCCAAAGUCUACGAGAACGGUGGCGUACAUAGCGGAGCUGCUGUCGCUGGUACGAUGUGGUUCAUUGUACUAAACAUCAUGAUCACUGGCGGAUUGGUCCGAGGCGAGGCCUUCAGCUCGACCGCGCUCUUCUGUUCCACGUGGGCACUCCAAGUAACGCUUUUAGUCAUUCUUUUCUGUUCCCAUCCGUAUAUUCGAGCCAGGACUCACAAUACCUUCGAGUACACGCAUCGGUUGGGCGGCUGGCUCGCCAUUGUACUAUUUUGGGUCGAAUCCCUAAUGAUUAUUGCAACCAAAUGCAAGGCUCUCGGUGUCACGAUAGCCUCGGUUCUCGUCCAACACCCGGCUUUCUGGCUACUCACCGCGACCACUGUCCUACUCAUCCUUCCGUGGCUGCGUCUACGUCACUGGGAGUUCACGCCGGAGAAACUCUCGUCCCACGCUAUGCGUCUCCACUACACCCAGAAUCUCAAACGCUUUAGUUGUCUGUUCAUCUCGGACUCGCCACUUCUACAAUGGCACCCCUUCGCUACCUUUCCGGCUCGUGAUAGGGAACCUGGUGGUUCUAUGGUCAUCUCUGACGCUGGCGAUUGGACCCACAACCUCAUCCUAAACCCAGCCAAGAAGUAUUGGGUCAAGGGAUUACCUACUUACGGAACCCUCAGCAUGGCCUGCAUCUUCCAGCGAGUUAUCCUCGUCACUACCGGCUCUGGAAUCGGCCCUAGCCUCGGAUAUCUUCUCGACCGUCCCGAAGGUCAGUUCUGUCGCCUCAUCUGGAGUACCCGAACUCCGGUCCACACCUAUGGCGCUGCUCUCAACGAUUGGAUCCACGAGAUCGAGCCCAACGCCCUCGUCCUUGAUACGAACAAGACCGGCCGCCCCGACCUCGUCCAGCUCGCCUACCAGAUGUAUAUGUUGUACAAAGCGGAGGCCGUGUUCGUGCUCAGCAACGAGACCGUCACCCGCAAGGUUGUCUACGGCAUGGAGAGCCGCGGCAUUCCUGCCUACGGACCCAUCUGGGACUCAUAG
Messenger RNA from Mytilinidion resinicola, 1476 nucleotides. RefSeq lists its product as uncharacterized. Bases 1 to 1476 code for a protein of 491 amino acids. The transcript has 2 exons. NCBI's taxonomy places the organism in Eukaryota, Fungi, Ascomycota, Dothideomycetes, Mytilinidiales, Mytilinidiaceae. The record is from RefSeq and is a predicted model, not a curated record.